Ramularia collo-cygni is the source of this 1476-nucleotide messenger RNA. Its product is annotated as related to mitochondrial import protein MPI1 precursor. Bases 1 to 1476 code for a protein of 491 amino acids. The record is from RefSeq and is a predicted model, not a curated record. The transcript has a single exon. NCBI's taxonomy places the organism in Eukaryota, Fungi, Ascomycota, Dothideomycetes, Mycosphaerellales, Mycosphaerellaceae. Gene Ontology annotation, molecular function: protein-folding chaperone binding. Gene Ontology annotation, cellular component: mitochondrial inner membrane. Gene Ontology annotation, biological process: protein import into mitochondrial matrix.
AUGCGAGAGCAGCGUGCGCGAGAAGCUGCAGCUGGAGGCAAGAAGGAGGAGCCAAAGGCGGCCAAGAAGACUGCGCCAGAGCCCGAAGCUGAGGCGGCACCGGCGGAGCCCGAGCACUCCGCUGCGGACGAUGCAUUCGCUCAGUUCAAGCGGGACAGUGAUGCCUCGUGGUUCAAGUCAAGAAAGGCACAGCAGGAACAGCAAGAGCAGCAACAGCAACAGCAGGAGGAAGGCGAGGCUGGAGAGGGUGCAGAGGAGGGCGGAGAGAAGAAGAAAAAGGCCGAGAAGGAGAAGGCGGCGCCUCCGCCUCAUGGUGAAAAGACUCCGUGGCAAGUCUUCACCGAGACUCUCCAAACCGAGUUCAAGGCCAGUAAGGAAUGGAACGAGGGCACCAAGCAGCUUGGUGGAUCCAUCCACGACUUCACCCAGAAUCCCAAUGUGCAGCGUGCGCGGUCGGCAUACACCAAGGGUGUUGAGACGGCGGCGUCGACCACUGGAAAGGUGAUUAUGGGCACAGCAGGCGCCAUUGGCAAAUCUGCUGCAUGGACAUGGGACACACCCGUCGCCAAGGUUAUCCGCAAGGGUGCAGGCGCGGUCGGAAGCGGAGUGGAGAAGGCGACACGGCCCGUCCGCGAGACGGAGGCGUUUAAAAAUGUCAAGGAAGUGAUUGAUGACGGCUCGUCGCAAAAGUACGGAGGUUGGACCGAGCGAGAAGAGCGAAGGAGAAGACGUGAAGCGAGAGAUCUGAAGAUGGGCUUCGAUCCCAAUCGACCUGUCGAGCCGCUCGAGGAGGAUCCCAAUGCGGGAACAAACGUUACCGUGCACAAGGACUCGGCAUGGAAAGAGAGUUGGAAGUCUUUCCGGGAAUCCAACCCGAUGAUGCAGCGCCUGUUUUCGGUGGGAUCAGUGUAUCGCGAAUCCGAAAAUCCUCUCAUCACCACUGCCAGAAGUGUGAGCGAUCGCAUUGCUGGCUUCUUCGCCGAGAACGAGACAGCACAAGUGAUUAAAAAGUUCCGAGAAAUGGACCCUACCUUCCAGGUCGAGCCGUUCUUGGAGGAGAUGCGGACCUACAUCUUGCCUGAGGUUCUCGAGGCAUACGUCAAGGGUGAUGUCGAGACCCUCAAACUUUGGCUCUCAGCAGCGCAGUAUUCUGUCUACGCUGCGUUAAUGGCGCAGUAUACUACUGCUGGCAUGAAGAGUGAUGGCAACAUCUUGGACAUCCGGAAUGUUGAGAUCCUCAACGCCCGUAUGCUGGAGCCGGGUGAGAUUCCUGUAUUUGUCCUCAUGGCAAGGACACAAGAGGUGCACGUGUUCAGGAAUAAGAAGACUGGAGAGCUAGCUGCUGGCACCGAGGACAAGGUCCAACAGGUCACAUACGCUAUUGGUGUGACAAGAAUCCCCGAAGAGGUCGCCAAUCCGGAGACAAGAGGAUGGAAGUUUAUCGAAAUGCAGAAAUCGGCGCGUGAUUACGUCUGA